GUGACAUGGAUAGACUUAAAUUUCUAAUCUGAAAAAGUAAGCCAUAAUUUUGACAAAUAUUUUAGUACAAAUUUCACUUGAAAGUUUCCUUCUAUAUGUGAUUUCCACAUUGAGAAAUAUAGUGCGUGCAUAUAAUAGUACUCUUUAAUUCAUUUCAUUUAUGGACAUAAAGAUGUGCUUUAACAUCUAUGUCAUUUCUCCUCCAACAUUGUUCUGUGUAAUGUAGUAUUGCCUAUCUCACAGGUGUGUACAGAGCAGUCUAAAGGAGAAGUAGUAAAACGAUCAUGGAAACAGUCCUUUGGGAAACAGUAAAUAGCUGAUCUUUGAUCUUGUUACACUGCUCUUUGCCUGAGUGAUUUAGCCUUCAUUUAGACAGACUCAUUAGAGGUUACCCAAAUUCAAAUUCAGGGAGCUCUCUGUCUUGUCCCCUACAACACACAUUUACCCACCUGUAAGAAAUAUGUUUAGUGAUCUUCAUAAGACUUGCUUUCCCCUGUCUGUAUAUGUAUUUAUAGUAGACAGUUCUUAGUUCUUUUUACAUAAAAUGUAAAAGGCUGUUAGGACCAAGUAGUAUCUCACAAAAGAUAGACUUGGGCACAGUGUUAAAGUCUGCUUCCUAAGCCUCAGGUUUCAUUUCAUUCUACUUUUUAUGAACAUUACUAAGUUCUUUUAGACUUACUUUUAAAAGAAACAAAGUAGUCACAUCUUAAUUUAUAAAUAGGAAAACAUGGGACUACAGCAGUGUAGUUAACUGCUGUCAUUUGACCUUAAGGAUUUUAAUGUUUUGUUUUUAAAACAUUUUCUUUAAAGUUUUAGAUUUCAAUAGUGUAAACAGCAAGGUUUUGCUUCUGUCUUAGAAAAAUUACCAUUUAAAGUUUUUUUGACUUACAGAAAGAUAAUUUUAAAAAUUACUUGUUGCCAAGGGAGUGUUUGACAAUCUCAACCACAGUGUGUUGAAGAGGAUAAGGGUAGUGUUUAAAAUAUUAAGAAUUGUUUCCCAUUUAACAAUUUUGAAAACUUUAUAUAAUUUAAAUUUUAAACUAUUAAGAAGAUAAUUCUAGCCUGGCAACUUUGGCGCAUGCCUUUAAUCCCAGCACUUGGGAGGCAGAGGCAGGCGGAUUUCUGAGUUCGAGGCCAGCCUGGUCUACAGAGAGAGUUCUAGGACAGCCAGGGCUACACAGAGAAACCCUGUCUCUAAAAACAAAAACAAAAACAAAAAUGGAUAAUUUAGUUUUUCUUAAGAAGUGUGAAGAAAAAAUAUGUUGGUUUGAAAUACUGUGGCAAAUUUUCAUUGAAAACUUUGAGAAAAAUAAGUUCCUAAUCUAUUGGAGCUUCCAAGUUGAGCAAUAACUGAUCCUAAUUGAGUAUUGUCACAGCUAACCUCUAGGUUAGAGCUCAGAUAGAAUGAUUUUUGCAUUAGAUGAUGAUUUAGGCCAAUAUAGAAAGUAGACAGAUUAUACUUAUUUGUAUUUGAUUGCCAGAUUUUUUUUUACAAACAUCUCAUACAUUUUAUUAGUGCCCCUAAAUUAAAAUAAACUUUACAAUUUUUAUUACCAAUGUUUUAGGAAUGAGGCAGUGAUACUUAGUGUGCUGUCAGAGUGUCUGUUAGGACUACAUGCCUGACUCUGAUUGGUUUCUACUUGAGUAACAGAAAAAGCCCUCUUUUCUUUUUUUCUUAGAGAUUGAUAGUAGGUGGUGAUAAGAGUAUGAACACAAUUUAUUAUCUUCUGUAGGCAUUAGGGGAGCCCUCAAAAGCUGACUUUUUAAAACAUAUGGUAGAUGAUGUUGGUAACAGACAAUUGGCUGAUAGAACCAGGACUGGAAGCCAAGUGUGGUGAUAUAUACCUGUAAUUUCAGCACUGGGGAGGUGAGGGCAGGAGGACCAGGACUUUGAGACCAGUCUCAGCUAUAUAGUUAGCUCCAGCUUGCUUGGGCUUCAAGACAAAACCCUGUCUCAUAAAAUCAAAAGACAAAAAUACAAAUCUAAAUGUAGGUUAUUUCCUACACUUAGGGUUUUAUCAGUAGAUUCUAAGGACAGAUGAUACAAUUAUUAAAUAAAAAACUAUUGUAGUUAUGAGUUUUCAAAGUUGCUAGACAAUAUUCAGUCUCCAGGUUUUUGUUUUGUUGUUGGUUUUUUGUUUUGUUUUGUUUUUCUGAUACAGGAGCUCAACAUCUAGCCUUGAGAUUUUACAGAGUUCUGUCUGCCUCUACCUCUUAAGCAUUAAAGAUCCCUGGGUAUCAGUAUGUGUCGCCUGAUGGCAAUUGUGUUGAACAUGUUCAGACAUCUGCCUUUAUUCAGCAACCCUUUGUUGAUGAAGAUCCUGAUAAAGAAAAAAAAAUAAAGGAGCUCGAGUUGCUUCUUAUGUCAGCCGAGAAUGAAGUUAGAAGGAAGAGGCUUCCACCUCAACCUGGAAGCUUUUCUAGCUGGUCUGGUAGUUUCCUCAUGGAUGAUAGUAUGUCUAACACACUGAAUAAUCUGGAGGAACACACUACUGAGUUUUAUAGCAUGGAUGAAAAUCAGACUGUUUCUGCUCAGCAGAAUUCACCCACAAAGUUCCUAGCUGUAGAAGCAAAUGCCGUGCUGUCUUCUCUACAGACCAUCCCAGAAUUCGCAGAAACUCUGGAACUAAUUGAAUCGGAUCCUGUAGCAUGGAGUGAUGUUACCAGUUUUGAUCUUUCUGAUGCUGCUGCUUCUCCUGUCAAGUCUACUCCAGUUAAAUUAAUGAGAAUUCAACAUAAUGAAGGAGCCAUGGAAUGCCAGUUUAACGUCAGUCUUGUACUUGAAGGGAAAAAGAACAGUCGUAAUGGUGGAGACAGUGAAGCUAUUCCUUUAACAUCCCCAAAUGUGGUCAAGUUUAGCACUCCUCCAACCAUCCUCAGAAAGAAGAAAAGAAUUCGAGUGGGUCAGUCUGCAGGCAGUGAGCUUGGCGAUGGCUCACUUAGCGAAGUUGGUAAUGCAGCACUCAAACACACACCAGUGAAAACACUACCAUUUUCUCCUUCUCAGUUUUUUAACACAUGUCCUGGAAAUGAACAACUUAAUAUAGAAAACCCUUCCUUUACAUCAACCCCAAUUUGUGGGCAGAAAGUUCUCAUUACAACUCCUCUUCAGAAGGAAGCAACCCCCAAAGAUCAAAAAGAAAAUGUAGGAUUCAGAACUCCUACUAUUAGAAGAUCUAUACUGGGCACCACACCAAGAACUCCUACUCCUUUUAAGAAUGCACUUGCUGCUCAGGAAAAAAAAUAUGGACCUCUUAAAAUUGUGUCCCAGCCACUUGCCUUUUUGGAAGAAGACAUUCGAGAAGUUUUAAAAGAAGAAACUGGAACAGAUAUAUUCCUCAAAGAGGAAGAUGAACCUGCUUAUAAAAGCUGCAAACAGGAGCACUCUGCAUCUGUGAAGAAGGUCAGAAAAUCCCUUGCCUUAGAGAGCUGGGACAAAGAAGAACCAGGGACUCAACUGCUAACUGAAGACAUUUCAGACAUGCAGUCAGAAAAUAUUCUUACAACAUCUUUAUUAAUGAUACCAUUAUUGGAAAUACAUGACAAUAGGUGCAACUUGACUCCUGAAAAACAAGAUAUAAAUUCAGCCAACAAAACAUAUACACUUAAUAAAAAGAGACCAAACCCUAACCCUUGUAAAGCUGUCAAAUUGGAAAAGAGUCUUCAGUCAAAUUGUGAAUGGGAAACAGUGGUAUAUGGGAAGACAGAAGACCAACUUAUCAUGACUGAACAAGCGAGAAGAUAUCUGAGUACUUACACAGCUACCAGCAGCACAUCAAGAGCUCUAAUACUCUAACUGUUACUAAAGCUGAUAAAAUGCCCUACCCCUUUACUGUAUUUUAUGCUAAAUUAGGUUGCAAUGAAAUUUGUCUCAAUUAAUUCUUUUAAAGGUUUUAAUACAUCCCUAAAAUGGUUCACGUUUUUUUCUAUAUUGAACAGGCAAAAAACUAAUAAGCUACUUAAAGUAAGGGGUAGGCAAAUUUAUUAUUUAUAUGUUUAAGAAAUGAGAGUUUUAAAAUUUGUUUUAAAGAACAAAAUGGGAAAAUAAGCAUGUUUCUGGAUAUUCCAUAGUAAAUUCUCACAUAAUUUCUUUACAGGAUAUAUGUUGCUACUGUCUCAAGGCUGUAGUCUGUUAUAAACAAGUUAAGUAUGUGUGACCUCUGAAAGUCUACAUUUAGGAAGCACAGAGGCUUUAUGAAGUACUUUUGCAUGUGUGCUGAUUUACUAAGACUACCAUUCAUAAAGAAACACAGUGGGAAGGAGUCUCAAGGAAGCUAGAAGUUGCACUACUAAUUUUGGUAUUUUUCAGAAACAAUGAAAUUAACUACAGUGUUAAGGAUAUUUAUUUGUGCAUAGUACUAAAAAUGCAUUGAAAAUGGGCUUUUUCUUACUAGUAAAGAGUCAGUAUUUCUUCAUAAGUCUCAGAAGAGCUGAGAAUUUUGUUGAAUGUAUUGUACAGUAUAUAGGAGCAAGAAAACUUUGUAAAUUGGAAAGAUGUCUGUUUUUAUAACUUAUUUUCAUUUUUAAAGCUUAAAUGUAGAUAUUUAUAUAUACAGGGUGUCUAGAAGCCAGUGUUGUUUCUUGCCAUUACAGCUAACAUAGUAAACAAUAACUUUGACUUUCAAGUAUGAAAUAGUUAAGUUAUAGCUGCAAAGAAUACAAUAUCUAAACUGUAUGUCACAUCUACCUAAAUAUUGCACUAUAUCCUUUAAAUCAUGUUGGUUUUAAAGUAGUUCUAAAAUGUACUAAAUAAUAAUUUAAUAUUUUCUUUUUAAAUUAUAUUGGAGGGUCAUAUAAAUUAAUCUGGUGAAUUGUAUAUGUGUUUGAAAUUUUCAUUUUGUUUAAAAAACAAUACGGUACCUUGUUCCCUAAAACAGUCUGCACUUAGAAGUUUAUUGUAUUUACUCAAUGUUUCAGAAGUAGAAAAUAUUAUCUUUAUUUAUACAAAUAUUUUUGUCCUUUUAUAAAUGUUUUGUGUUUCCAGAUUACAACAUUUGCUUCAGUUGCCUGUUUAGGUGUUUGCACUUAUUUUAUCUCUUUUUGAAAGAAUGUCUUUGCUUAUGUGGUAGAGAUUUUAUGUAAUUUUUUGAGAUGUAUAAUGGUGUGCUGUCAACCUAAACACUGACAGGCAAAUAGAAUUGUACACUGUAGUUUGAAUUAUUUAUAAUUGACACACUCUCUCCCUCUCCACUCCUGAAGUAUGCUGCUAUAGAAAGUAGCAGAAUCGGCUUGCUGCUAUGAGAGAUGGAAAGAGCGACCACCACUUGCACUGUGUGAAAAGAUAAGCAAAUGAUGGCACGUUCUCAAGUUAACUAAUGGAUUCAACUAUUCCCAAGCAGAUUCUUACAAAGACCAAAACACCACUAUGCCUCAAAACCAAACCAAACAGCUUAAGAUUUUUAAAACUCUAUUUAUCUGUUAAUAGAAAUGGGACUACUGAAUAUUUUAAUGCCUAGUUCUUCAACAGUAGACCUAAAGGGUUUUAAGCUUUAAAUCCAAUUGCUAGUUUUUGCAUACUAUAUGUUAGUGAGAAGUAAAGAAUAUGUGUGGUGGUAUUAAGAUUAUGCCUUCUUGAUAACAAUAGGUAAAACAAUUUGAAUCUUCUUAGCAUGUUAAAUGUUUAUUUUUUCUAAUUAAUGAACUUCUCACAGAAAUUUUGCUUUGUAAAACCAAUGAUUGUGGAAAAAAAUCUAUAUAUCAUUUCAGUUACUUUGGGGUAACAAUAGCACAUAAUUCCUUUUUUAAAAAAUGUAGCCUUCAGCUGAUUGGAUGUAAUAAUCUCCAGUGGCCAAAGUAUAUAACUCAGACACGUUACAUAUUCUAAAACAUAAUUUUUCUUGAGCAUUAAGUUAACACAAAUGUUAAUGUAUUAUACAUAAGCUUCAGCUUAUGGGACAGAGUACAUAUUUGGGUUGGUAUUGGUUGAAUCCUCCAGUUAACUGCUUUGUUGUUGUUUUUUUUUUUUUUUUUUUUUUUUGCAAGAUUUGUAAUCAUAAAACUGUUAGGCAUCUUAAGUCAUCUUUUUCUACUGUUCAUUUAUAUUCUUCAGUUUUCUGAAGAUGCCAGACGUACAGGUAGCAGCCAUUCAUGCAUGGAAACUGACUUCACACAUACCAAUACUGCAUUUUGUUGUAAGGUUUUCACAUUAAUACAGCAAUUACACUGAUUAAAUUGAGUUUUUUUAAUAUAUGAAAAACUUUGCAUUGUAAGAGAAUCUUGCAGACAAUGUUGAAAUCUAUUAACAUCCAAAUAAAAGCAUCUGUGUACAAGCUG
Molecule: messenger RNA, 6273 nt
Organism: Mus musculus (house mouse)
Lineage: Eukaryota; Metazoa; Chordata; Mammalia; Rodentia; Muridae
Gene: Mybl1
Product: myeloblastosis oncogene-like 1
Exons: 11
Coding region: 2363-3796 (477 amino acids)
Biological process (GO): regulation of DNA-templated transcription
Cellular component (GO): nucleus
Molecular function (GO): DNA-binding transcription activator activity, RNA polymerase II-specific
Source: RefSeq, a predicted model, not a curated record